CUGCUGCUCAGCUCAUAAGCCCCCAAAAGCAGAUCCAACCAAAUUGUUAAUCUGUCAAUUCAUUCAAAUCCAUCAUCUCAAAUCAAUCAAUCAAUCAAUCAUAACAUCCCCCACACAUAAAUUUCAAUACCAGAAAAGAAAAACAAACAUGUCUAUCUCCUCUUCCUCCACCACCACCAUCACCACCUUAUCACCACCUCCAGUUCUUGAACACAUCCCUCCUUCCUCCGCAGAUCAGCUCUGUUAUGUUCACUGCACCCGUUGCGACACCGUCCUCGCUGUUAGUGUUCCUUCCACAAGCUUGUUCAAGACGGUGACUGUUCGCUGUGGCCACUGCACCAACCUCCUGCCGGUCACCAUGCGUGGCUUGUUGCUACCACCGCCGGCUGUCAAUCAGUUCCGUGUUGGUCACUUCCCGAUGAAUCAGAAUAUUUAUCCAAAUGAUACUUCUACAACUGCCCCAGGAAGAAUUUUUGAUCUUCCAAAGCCCCCUGUGAUUAAUAGACCACCGGAGAAGAGACAGAGAAUCCCGUCGGCCUACAACCGAUUCAUCAAGGAAGAAAUCCAACGGAUCAAAGCUAGAAAUCCGGAUAUUAGCCACAGAGAAGCUUUCAGUGCUGCUGCAAAGAACUGGGCUCACUUUCCACACAUUCACUUUGGUCUCAUGGGUGAUCAGACUACUGCUGUCAACAAGAGCAGCAUGCGCCAACAGAUAUUGAUGUAGGAGACAGGAGGUGGUUUAAUGGAAGGAAGUUUCUUUGCUUCUGCAAAUUUGGUGUAUCACCUUAUUACUACCAACUUCAAUUCGUCUCUCUCUUGGAUUCUUUGAAUCCCUAAUUAGUUGGCGAGCUUUAUUUGCUUGCACCUUUCAAACUCUCAUGUACUAUACUACUAUACUUGUUUUAAUAUCUCUUUUUAAACAAUUA
Molecule: messenger RNA, 926 nt
Organism: Lactuca sativa (garden lettuce)
Lineage: Eukaryota; Viridiplantae; Streptophyta; Magnoliopsida; Asterales; Asteraceae
Product: axial regulator YABBY 3
Biological process (GO): regulation of leaf development; abaxial cell fate specification; cell fate commitment
Cellular component (GO): nucleus
Source: RefSeq, a predicted model, not a curated record